GCGCGCAAGCACAACAACGCGGUGCAUUUCAUCGGCCCCUCGGAGUGUCGGCAGUUUUUCUUCCACAUGGGGGUGGCCUUCGAGAGCAUGCGGAGUCCGUUGGUUCACCUAAAGAAGUUCUGGAGCGCCACAACCACAGUCGCAUAUUCCACCUCGCCCACUCUCCCACUCCCCCUGAUCAUUGUUCUUCCUCCAACAUUUCCCCCUACCUUUCCAUCAGUCGACUCAAAAGCAGUUCUUGUGGACUCUCUCUCUCUUCUUGCGUUUCCCGCCACUGCCCCCCUCCCUCUCUCUCUCUUCUUGCGUUUCCCGCCACUGCCCCCCUCCCUCUCUCUCUCUUCUUGCGUUUCCCGCCACUGCCCCCCUCUCUCUCUCUCUUCUUGCGUUUCCCGCCACUGCCCCCCCUCCCUCUCUCUCUCUCUUGCGUUUUUCCGCCACUGCCCCCCUCCCUCUCUCUCUCUUCUUGCGUUUCCCGCCACUGCCACCCCUCCCUCUCUCUCUCUUCUUGCGUUUCCCGCCACUGCCCCUCCCCUCUCUCUCUCUCGCUUGCGUUUCCCGCCACUGCCCCCUCCCUCUCUCUCUCUUCUUGCGUUUCCCGCCACUGCCCCCCUCCCUCUCUCUCUCUUCUUGCGUUUCCCGCCACUGCCCCCUCCCUCUCUCUCUCUCUUGCGUUUCCCGCCACUGCCCCCCUCCCUCUCUCUCUCCUUGCAGUGCCUUCUCGAGUGGCUGUGUGCCUUUUUCCCUCUCUCUCUCCCCAACACCAUCCCUACUCCGCCCUCGCUUUGCCGGCCUGCUUGCCCAGCAUUCCCCACCCACUGCAUCCCACUCCCUCUAACUGCCUCCCUUUAUUCGGACCCCUGUGAGCUCACAGCCCAGCUUGCGUGCUCUACUCUGCAGGUGGGUGCGGUUGGCUUCCCUCCUCCCUCUCACCCUCUCCCUGCGCGCUGUCCCAGCAUCGGACCUCCGUUGGAGCCCACUCAGUGCUCCUCUGCAGGAGUGGGCACGCACAUAGCCCUCAUGUCAUACGCAGCGCUGGUGGACUGGUGUCUCUUCCUGCACGCUGUCUUUGACUCGGCCAUGUUCGGAGGAGACAAGGACACCCAAGACCUGGUGCUGCUGCCGUCCUACGUGGAUGUUACAAUCAUGGGCUGGUACACUUUCGCUGGCUGCUGGCUGCAGUGGGUGGAGCCCCCAUGUGUGUCAGGCGUCAAACCCGAGACCGCCAAGGCACUCCGCAAGCGGGGCAUCCAACCGCGCUUCCGAGUGCAAUCCCUCUGCCAGCCGCGGCGCUGCCUCAACUCCUCCUGGUCCGACCCCGGCCUCUGCGUCUUUGACAACAACUUCUCCCUCACGCCCGGCCGCCCGUUCUUCAAGUUUAAAACCGGGGACAAGUGUCCGAGCACGAUGCACUAUGGGUUUUACCGCGGGUGGGAGGAGGAGGCGCAGACGGAGCCGGUGCAGUUCCUGGCGGUGCAUUUCAUGCAUCGCAAGAAAGAGUUUCUGAGUACAAAGUUUCCGCCUGAACCAGAGAAGUCGUGGGGUAGUGCGAGCGAGUAG
Messenger RNA from Closterium sp. NIES-65, 1557 nucleotides. The record is from the annotation of a GenBank genome assembly. NCBI's taxonomy places the organism in Eukaryota, Viridiplantae, Streptophyta, Zygnematophyceae, Desmidiales, Closteriaceae.